Messenger RNA from Lycium ferocissimum, 3582 nucleotides. Its product is annotated as nuclear intron maturase 1, mitochondrial. Gene Ontology annotation, biological process: mRNA processing. Lineage: Eukaryota; Viridiplantae; Streptophyta; Magnoliopsida; Solanales; Solanaceae. The transcript is spliced from 3 exons. The record is from RefSeq and is a predicted model, not a curated record. The coding region runs from base 51 to 2072 and encodes 673 amino acids.
UUUGCUAAAAUCCAGCACACGGCUCACAAGGAUUCACUUCCCAAUCAGACAUGUCAGUGAGAACAAAAAUGAAGCAGCUUCCGGGCACAAAAUCCAUGCGCUACCCGUGGCAACAGCGUCGCCAGAUUUCACAAAAUCCUGAAUCCCUGCUCAAGGAAGAUCCGUUGGAAAUCCUGUCUAAUCUGUGGAUCAAAACAUUCUCUCAACCCCAAAACCCCUUCACUAACCUCACUGGCUUUCUCUCAAAACUCGACCUCUGGGUCCUCGCUUACCAACGCACAUAUGCUCAUCUCACUGGUUCAUUCCCGCCUCGCAAUGCUCUCCACUCCCACGUCCUAUCCGAUCUCUUAUCCCUCCGGAAUACUGUUAUCCGUGGUAAAUUCCUUUGGAAUACAAAAACCCAUCAAUUAAUUCGUGGCCCUAAUGAAAAACCCAUUUCACAGCAUCACCUCUCUAGGCGUCAGCUCCAAUCUAUACUAACGUCCCAAACGCCGCCGUUUCAGGACAUUCUGGUACAACAAGUUUUACUUAUGAUUUUUGAACCCAUUUUUGAGCCAGGGUUUUCAUCAAAGUCCCAUGCUUUUCGCCCUGGCAGGAAUCCCCAUACUGUUAUUAGGACCAUUAGAAGUAACUUUGCUGGUUAUUUGUGGUUUCUGAAAUGUGAUAUUAGUGAGGUUCUUGCUAAUGUUGAUGUUAAUGUUGUUGUGGCUAGUCUUGAAAAAGCUAUUAAGGAUAAGAAAGUGCUGAACUUGAUAAAGUCGGGGUUGAAAGCUCCAGCGAAUAGUCGUCUAGGAGAGGAGGACGAAGAGGAUAGCAAGAACAAAAAGAAGGGGCGGACAAAGAAGAGGAUUCUGAAUGAGAAUGAGCGCAAACCAGACCCUUAUUGGUUAAGGACUUUCUUUGAUUUUGCUCCACAGGAGGCUGCUAAGAUACCCAAUUAUGGUUGUUGUGGAAUUCUUAGUCCUUUGCUGGCUAAUGUAUGUCUUAAUGAGCUUGACCAUAUGAUGGAACAGAAAAUAGUUGAGUUUUUUAGGCCUUGUGAGCGAGACACAAUAUGGAAAUAUUCUAUGGAUGAUGGUUGUCAUAAUCCUGCUUGGCCUGAGUUUGUUCCUUCGAGUGGGAAAGAGAAGACGAGGAAGAUGGAUUUUAUUAGGUUUGGGGGUCAUUUCUUGGUUGGAAUUCGAGGGCCUAGACAAGAUGCGGUGGAAAUGAGGAAAGAGAUAAUCGAAUUUUGUGAGAGGACUUUUGGGGUCAGGUUGGACAAUUCAAAAAUAGAAGUUGAGCAUAUUAGUAGGGGAAUUCAGUUCCUGGAUCAUAUUAUUUGCCGUCGUGUUAUUUAUCCAACUCUACGUUACACCGCUAGUGGUGGUAAUAUAGUGAGUGAGAAAGGUGUAGGGACUUUGCUUUCAGUCUCUGCUAGCUUGCAACAAUGUAUUCGCCAGUUUCGAAAGCUGAAGCUUGUGAAAGGUGAUAAGGAUCCAGAGCCACUGCCUUGCACACCAAUGCUUUACUCAGGUCAUGCUCAUACUAAUUCUCAAAUGAACAAAUUCCUUGAGACAAUGGCUGAUUGGUUCAGAUAUGCAGAUAAUCGGAGAAAAGUUAUUGGCUUUUGUGCAUAUGUGGUUCGUAGCUCUCUGGCUAAGUUAUAUGCUGCCCGGUAUAGACUGAAAUCUCGUGCCAAGGUUUAUAAGAUUGCCUCGCGUGAUUUAAGCCGUCCAUUGAGGGAACACACCAACAAUUCUGCACCUGAGUAUUCAGAUCUUUUGAGGAUGGGGCUUGUUGAUGCAAUUGAAGGUGUUCAGUUUUCCCGCAUGUCUUCAAUCCCGUCAUGUGAUUAUACUCCAUUCCCAAGGAAUUGGAUCCCUGAUCACGAGAAGGUGUUGCAUGAGUAUAUCAACUUACAGGAGCCUAAGUUCUUCUAUCAGCUGCACAAACAGCAUCGUAUAUGUUUACCUCAAGAUGAGAUAUCUCAUAUUGUGUGGCAGUAUAAGACUCUUGGGGUGCGAAGGAGGUUAUGUGGUGACAAGGGGAUCGAAAAUGCUUCUGAGAAGGUAAUCAUGAAUGUGACAUGAGUUUAUCAAUAGAUAUUGCUAUUGAUGGUGCCAACUGACUUCUUAUUCUCUGAAGCUAGAUGAUCAAUGUCUAUCUAGUGAUGGAUGAUAUUAGAGUUGGAAGUUGAUCUUAUUUAACAAUUCUGGAGAGCAGAUUAAGCUUGAUUACAGUCAGCAUAUUCCCUUAUAAAGCUUUUUUAGAAAAGAUUCAAAAACAUAUCCAGUGUUGGACCUGGAUAAGUGGCUAGGGGAGAAAGAAGUUACAUUUUCAGAAAACUUGUCAAUAUUUAUGAGACCAUUUUUUAGUAAAAUUCUGUUCUUAGGGUUGAGACUUGAGAGGAAUAACUGCUCCGAAGAAGCAUCUAUAAUUUGGAUGACCAUCUGAAAGGAAUAAAUUAUUGACACCAACAUAUGUGCUUUUAGCUUCAGACUCAAACACUCGCCAUCUCCAUGCCCCUUACCGCAAGAAGAAUAGCUUAUUUUUAAUUGCACGUACAAGUUCCAUCAGACACUUACAUUCUUAACACUUGAGGGAUCUGCUUUUAGCUCCUUUCCUUAAACCCUAGCCUCCACAUAUCCUCCCCCAUGGAAACUCUGUGAUCUGUUGUAAUGGGUUGAAGCAGAUGAUAUCCUUCCACAGCUGAACUGAAGUGAUGACUGUGAUGUGAUCUGUUGAAAUAAAUGAAACCAACAAAAAGAAAAAGUUGCAUUCCCUAGAUUUUUGCUGCAGCAGAAGAAAAGCUCAUCUUCAGCUCCAUAUGCCCAUACAUAGUAACGGAGGCUUGAGGGUUGCCUGCUCAUUUUCUGCAGAAGGAUGAAUUAGUAAGCUUUGUAUGAUGCUUCCACAAACAACGGCUCCUCGUUCUUAACUCUGGAAGUCAACCUGCUUAUCACCAGUGACAUUCGGAAGGAAAAAGCUACUAGCACUAGAAUCUGGUUGGGAAUUCAGCAACUGAAGAUGUCCAAAGGCUCGUUGUGCUUGGUCGCGGUAUUACAUGGUCUUACCGAGAUAUUGCAGCUUCUGAUUGGUGAGGAAAGUUUCUUACUCAAGUUAAGCUGCGACCUGGAAGAGCCUACUUGACCCUAAUGUGUUGGAAGAAGAGUGAUAAAUUCGUUUUGCCAUGACUGAGUACAAUAGGAGGCUAGGUGCUUGGCUAAGGCGGGAUCACGAUGUCAUAGAUCUCUGUCCUCCAACAUUCAGUGGCUGCCCCGUCAUCCUGAACAUAUCGGCAGGAAAAAAGCACUUGAAUCCUAACGGAUUGGAUAUUCUGCACUGGCUCUAAUCAAGAAAUUUAGUGAUAACAGCAUAUGGAUAUUCUGAUUUAAUUGAUAAGGUAAGUAAGCACCAUGUGGCUUAAUGGUGUUUGAAAUAAAAUCCUGACUGCUUCCGGGUCAAAGUGAACCUCCUUUACAGUAGCAUCUGAUUGAUUUCUUGAGUUCAGUUGUCAUUAAUAUGAGCCAUAACUCUUGGUGGCCUUUUGUAGUUCUAAUGCACUUCUGCUAUUUGUUUAAUACAGUAAAAUUGGUUCAA